Messenger RNA from Mugil cephalus (flathead mullet), 1955 nucleotides. RefSeq lists its product as uncharacterized. The transcript has a single exon. NCBI's taxonomy places the organism in Eukaryota, Metazoa, Chordata, Actinopteri, Mugiliformes, Mugilidae. The record is from RefSeq and is a predicted model, not a curated record. The coding region runs from base 235 to 936 and encodes 233 amino acids.
CGGACGUAACUUGUAACACAACAGAUUUAAAACAUUGAAACUACAUUAUUUAUCUUUUUUUCUUUAUCUACAUUAGAAAAAAGAAUAAGUGAUAUAUUUGUUAUUCGUUAGUGUCUUUCACUGUGCACGUUUAAACUAUUACUCAUAUUUACAGGAAGGAAGUUUGGGUGUGGAGUCUGCCGGUGCAGGGCUGUGGUUGUUACCGUUUUCCCAGUUCUUUGCUGAUAAGUGGACAUGGCUGCUAUGCUGCUGAUGGUCUUUCUGGUGAUUCUGAGCCAUGCUGAUGCUGAGAAGAUCCCUUCAUACUUCAAGUUUGGAGAAACUCUGACCCUACAGCCUGCUUUCUCUGAGAAGAUCACCAGUAUUGUUUAUAAGUUUGGUGGUAACCUGGUGGCUGAAUGGGUGGGCAACGAGGUUCCUUUGACUUAUUACAGCACCUUUGAUGGACGCACAACCCUGAACACUACAACUGGAGAGUUGAAGAUCGACAACAUGGGUAAAGAUGACACUGGAGAGUUUGUAGUGGAGAUCAACAACGUCGUCCAGAGUCAAACGUUUGAACCUGUGGAGAUCAAGGAUGUACCUGAUCCUUCUGUGAAGGUGAGACCUUUAAUCUGUGACUCGUCUUCAUACAACUGUACUGUACAACUGUUGUGUGAUGGAGACAUUAAAGAGUCUGGACCGGUCACUUUCUCCUGGAGGAAAGAUGAAGGAGCCUGGAAGGAGUCAGAACAAGUCAUGAACAUCACCAACGAUGAGGAAACUAAAAAAGUAGAGACGUUCUCCUGCAGAAUGAAGAACCCAGUCAGUGAGAAAGACAGUGAACCUGAACAGAAUCCGUUCAAUAAAAGCUCUGGAGGAACAUCUGGAGGAACAUCUGGAGGAGCAGGGUGGGUCUUUUUCUUGCUUGCGCUCUCAUUUGGAAACAUUUUUUAAUUUUACCACCGUCUGCAUCUUGUUGUUAUCAUCGGUGUUGUUCUUCUUCUCAUUUUAAAUCCUAUGUCUCUUUUAUUUACUCCCGACGGUGACGAUGACGAAUGUUCUCAACUAUUUAAUCAGUGCCCGUGACUUUAAAACGUGAAAUGAAGAAAAUAAAUGUUUUUGUUAAAUUUAUAUUUCCAUAUUUAAAGAAGGUUUUUCUAAAACAAAAGAGAACGAAAGACAUUUAAUGGUUGCAUAGAUUGCACAAAGCCAGGAUAAGGGAUUUAGCCUGGAUAUGUUGGUUAUCCUGGAGGAAUUUAGCCCUAAGCCGGUUGCACAAGAGCAGGAUAACUUUAUCCUGGACCAGUAACCAUGGUGAUUUAUCCUCUGCAACUAGCCUGAACCAGGAUCAGAUCGAUCCUGUGUUGGAUCUGUUGUCAACUCUGUGAGAAAUUAAUGUGUUUUGCAGCUUUUUCAUGGUCUUUCUAGACAUGUGACCUGCGUCUAAAUUUUAUAAAUAUUGUUGUUUCAUUUGCCGGUUGACUUUUAUCUUUAGUUGUAUUUAUUUACACAGAUUAUAUAUAAAGACAAAAAGCCCAUAAAAUAGAGAAAUUAUUCACUGUUGUGUCUAAAAGGUUCCUCAUCAUUCUAACUCUUCUUUUAACUUCAGUCAUUUUCUAUUAAUUCAUUUGGUUUUAUUACUGACAACACUAAUGAAUCACUGCAGUUGAUUAGAUUUUUACUUUUAAAGAUGCCCGUCUUCAUGACGGCUUAUCUGUUUUUAUAUUAUAUUUGUAUAAUGUGUGGUCUAUAUUUGUCUAUUGUUAAGCACCUUUGUUAUUAUGAUGUGUGUGUAACAAUAGAGGUUAAGAAAUUAUGCAUUUUGUUGUGUUGUUAGAUACAUUCACUGAUGUUCUACUUCACAGAAAACACUACUGACCAAUUGGUCAAAGAGCAACUUAUUUCCAUUAUUCUUUGCUAAGUGCUUAAUUUAUGAUUUUUGUCAAUAAAUGAUCUGGUGUGAUACUUUUUAA